AUGCCUCAGUCCCCCUUCCACGGCAUCCUAGCCGCCCUAAUUACCCCGUUCACCACCGACCAAUCCAGCAUCGACGCCUCGACCCUGCAUUCCCACAUCAACACCCUCAUCAGUGCCGGCAUCCACGGCCUCGUUCCCGCUGGUAGCACAGGCGAAUUCACCACCCUCUCCCGCCUCGAACGCAAAGAGCUCCUAGAUCUCUGCAUCAAAUCUGCGGCGGGCCGGGUCCCCGUUAUCGCGGGGAUCGGGAGCACCUCGACCGAUGAAGCGGUCGAGCUGGCAGCGCAUGCAGGGCAAGCCGGCGCAGCAGCGGUAAUGGUUGUUCCACCAUUCUAUGACCCGUUGAACUACGUGCAAUUAAAAGAAUUUUUGGCUGCGGUUCAUGAUGCUACCGGCUCUUGUUCCUCUUCUUCUUCUUCGCUGCGGCUGCCGAUUAUCUACUACCACAUCCCCUCCGUGAGCGGGGUCACGCUUUCCCCAAGCCAAAUCGCCGGGUUGUCCGAUGUUGGCGUUAAAUAUGUCAAAGAUACCUCUGGUAACGCGCCCGCGUACACGGAGUUGCUAUUCGGACUUUCGGACAAAAUCAUCACCUUCAACGGAUGGGACACGCUUAUGUUCUAUGGGCUUGCUGCGGGGGCGCCGGGGGCCGUGUGGGGUGCUGCCAAUUUCAUCCCCGAGCUGGCGGUUGAGCUUUGGGAUGCUGUUGCUGUAGAAAAAGAUCUAGACAAGGGGAGAGCAUUAUGGUCGAAGAUAUGGCCGAUUUGUAGAUUUCUGGAGGCUCAUAAUUAUGCGGCGGCGGUUAAGACGGGGGUUGAGUUGAGGGGACUGCGGACAGGGGGGUUGAGAAGGCCGUUUGCGUUGCUGGAGGGGGCUUUAGUGAAGGAGUUGGCUACAUUGAUGGAAGAUGCUGGGGUGAGCGUAGUUAGGCCAGCCUAG
Messenger RNA from Penicillium mononematosum, 936 nucleotides. Its product is annotated as dihydrodipicolinate synthase family protein. NCBI's taxonomy places the organism in Eukaryota, Fungi, Ascomycota, Eurotiomycetes, Eurotiales, Aspergillaceae. The coding region runs from base 1 to 936 and encodes 311 amino acids. Gene Ontology annotation, biological process: N-acetylneuraminate catabolic process. The record is from RefSeq and is a predicted model, not a curated record. Gene Ontology annotation, cellular component: cytosol. The transcript has a single exon. Gene Ontology annotation, molecular function: N-acetylneuraminate lyase activity.